AUGACCUUUACCGUGUUCGUCUCGGCGUUUGCGCCGUUUGGCAAUUUUACACUUCAGACCGCGGAGGAUGUCACUAUAGAACAGCUAUUUGACGAGAUUGUGGAGAAGCGACCCCUAUUGGAGCGGGUCAGCAGCCUCAGACUCUGCCCAACGUCGCAACCGCUCGCCGGAGCGUCCACAAGGCUCUCAGACCUAUGUGAGGACGAUGAAUCCAUGGUCUCAUUCCGACUUUCGCCCAGUUUGCUUGGUGGAAAGGGAGGUUUUGGCUCGCAGCUCCGAGCUGCCGGUGGGAGGAUGAGCAGUCAGAAGACGAGCAACAAUGACUCGUGUCGUGAUCUCUCUGGAAGACGGUUGAGCACACUCAAAGAGGCAAAGAAACUUGCCGCGUAUAUAGAGAAUGAACCAGCACGACGGAAAGCCGCUCAAGACCAACAAAAGGCCAAACUGGAAAAGCUGGAGAAGCAGCUGGGCAUCACCCCCGGUGGCUCCAAGGACGGUCAGCCUGCCCAUGCGGGUAUGAAGCGAAGGUUAGAUGAUACCGAAUUCCUCGAGGAAAGCCAGGAGUUGGUGGAUAAUGUCAAAUCGGCCGUGGUCGAAGGUCUGCUCAAGAAGCGCAAAAAGACAAAGAUGGAGCCUCCUGCAGUACCCGCAUCGGCGACGAGUUCUGAGACGACGGCCGCUCUUGCAACGACCGCUGUGGCCUAG
Messenger RNA from Serendipita indica DSM 11827, 705 nucleotides. The record is from the annotation of a GenBank genome assembly. NCBI's taxonomy places the organism in Eukaryota, Fungi, Basidiomycota, Agaricomycetes, Sebacinales, Serendipitaceae.